AUGGGCCUUUCCUUCUCACGCCGCCCCUUGCCCUCUCUCGCACUCUGUGCCGCCGGCACACGUAGCAAUCUGACGCUCGCGUUUCGACCCGACGAUGACCUUUUGAGUCCAGACUUUCAGGUGCAUCUGAUUGGCGACCAAGGUGUACAACCUUACCGCUUUCCAGGCCAUGUCGUACGCGGCACCGCCACGGAGCACCCCCACUCGGUUGCUCGCGGUGUGCUGCUCGAGCCAGGCAUCUUUCAAGGACAUUUGGUCUUUGCCAGCGGUCGCGUCCUUCAUUUUGAGCACGCCCAUCACCACUUUGCAGAUUAUUCCUCAAAUGACGUGCCUCAACGGGAUAUGAUCGUGUACUAUCGUGAUGCGCUGCGGCCAGAGGCACUGGCCCCCAUCAACGCCACGGGACACCGAACAAGCCUUUGUGGUGUUGCGCGCCACAAUCACAGCGCGGCCGAGCAUCGAACGCCGCUGGAGCCCGCGAAUUUAUUGCACACGUGCGCCUCCUCGCUCUUGUGGUUCCACUUGCCCGUCUCUGUUCUCAGUCUCAAACGUACGAAUUGGGGCAGCUCUCUGGUGGGCAUCGGCGUUGCCGUCCAAUCGUUGACUAUUUAUGAAACGACGUCCAGCGAUCCGUAUUACCAGAACAACAGGGCAUGGAACGUUGAAGCCUUGUUGUCAGCCUUUAGCGACAAUGAUCAUUCAGCCUCGUGCCUGGCCCACCUAUUCACGCACCAAGACUUUGCAGCCGGGGUUCUGGGCCUGGCAUAUACCGGCUCGCCGACUCGAGCUACGGCAGGGGUCUGCGCUGUUGAAACAAGCUCGGGAACUCUCAACACUGCUUUGACCACAGAUCUCAACUCGGGUACCACCCAACCCGACGGUUUGGUAUCUCUCGUGACCACCCACGAAACUGGGCAUAACUUUGGGGCCUCACAUGAUCCCAAUGGAACAGACUGCGAUCCAAGUGGCAACUACUAUGUUAUGCAUACGUUUGCCGUGGAUGGCUCGCAGCCCAACAACAAUGACUUUUCCGACUGUUCUAAAGAAAGCAUUCUGGAGGUUCUCGAAUCUCCAGACACCAACUGCUUUGUGCCCACGCCUGCUGCAAUCUGUGGGAAUGGAGUGUGGGAGCCGAACGGACCUGACGAUGAAGCUGGCACAAGCGAUGACGAGGAGUGCGAUGCAGGUUUUGCUGAUUGCAAGCUGACAUCAGGGUCGAGCUGUAGCGAUUAUAAUCAGGACUGCUGCCAAGAUUGCCAGUACUCAGCCACUCGUAUUUGCUACCAAUCCUUCGACCUGGACCGCCGUUGCUUUGCCACAACGACAUGCGAGAAACAGACGCCAGGCGUAUUUGAGUGUCCGGAGUUGUGCGUCCUGCCCCUGACCAUAGAUCAAAAGGAUCCGGGCACACCAUGCUUAAACUUGGGGUCUUGCACACCCAAUGACGACCCAGAGGCGCGCUGUCGGCCAUUCUGUGAGCGAUUCUCAGCGACAGACUGCGAUUGUAGUGCUGAAGACUCUUGCCGACUCUGUUGCCGCCAUGACGCCAGUCCCAACGCGGUGCCAUUCUGCCCAAGAAACUUUUAUUGGGGCAACCUGACCUGGGAGGACAACGUGACGCGCGAGCGGUGCUACCAGAUUGGCCAGGUGGAGCCUGUGUCAGCGACGGCUGAGUUUGGCCAACCCGUCCGCCCGUUCGCCCCCUUUGGUACGAGUUGCAAGCCGGCGUAUCUCGUGUUGGUGGGCGAGGAAUACGACCACGUGGUCAACGGCGAGUCGGGCGAGCAGGUCGCAACCUCUCAAUUCAAUCUGAUCAAAACUGCUGGCACGCGCUGCGCGAGGGGCUACUGCAAUGAAAUGGGAGUUUGCGUGGCCGCCACGGAUUCUUUGGACGACUUUGUUGACUUUUGGAGCAGUAUCACGCUUCAAUCGGCGAGUGAUUGGAUGAAGAAGAACAUUGUUCUGACAAGCCUGAUUAUCGUGGGUGUGGCCUAUCUUAUUAUUGGUUAUUGUGUCCAUCGUGGAGACAAACAGCAGAUGGACGACAAAAAGUUUGCGGUGCGGCCGAGGCGUCAAUCUGUCUUCCCACUUGACCCGAACAAUCAAGGGGUCAACGAGCAAAAGGUGAAGCAGGUCGCGAUGCUAAUGUACCAGCCAAGCGUCGUCAGCCCCUACCCCAGCGACGUGCGAAAACGGGCCCUGCACAAACGGGCCGCGCGGAAGCCGAGCCAGCGCGUGAUGUGGAACAUGGCCGAUUGCCUCAACGACGUUCUCAUGCUCGACAAGAUGUCCACCGCUUUUCGCGUAAAAAGGGUGGCCUGCCUACUCCACGAGCCGUAA
This is a messenger RNA of Monosiga brevicollis MX1, 2340 nucleotides long. RefSeq lists its product as uncharacterized. The coding region runs from base 1 to 2340 and encodes 779 amino acids. Gene Ontology annotation, biological process: membrane protein ectodomain proteolysis; Notch signaling pathway. The record is from RefSeq and is a predicted model, not a curated record. Gene Ontology annotation, molecular function: metalloendopeptidase activity. The transcript has 21 exons. Gene Ontology annotation, cellular component: plasma membrane. NCBI's taxonomy places the organism in Eukaryota, Choanoflagellata, Craspedida, Salpingoecidae.